Molecule: messenger RNA, 710 nt
Organism: Oryza sativa Japonica Group (Japanese rice)
Lineage: Eukaryota; Viridiplantae; Streptophyta; Magnoliopsida; Poales; Poaceae
Source: RefSeq, a predicted model, not a curated record
UCCACUCUCUCCAUUCCUAAUCCAUUUCAUCUCCCUCGCUAUAAAACUCCAUAUAUAAACUAACCACCUCCAAGCUUCUCUCUCUCGCUCACAAUCUCUCUCUCUCUCACACACACACACAUCUCUCGAUCGCUUGGACGAGGCAGCGAGCGAGCCAUGGAGACCGAGCCGUCGACGCCGAUGACGCAGUCGUCCUACUUCGCCGGCUGCAUGGGCUCGCCGGCGUGGCUGCCGGCGGUGCAGAGGAGCCCCGCGCGGUUCCACCUCCUCUCGCGCGACGCCGCCGCCGGCCGCGACGACGGCGGCCGGCGAGCGUGGAGCCGGCUGCUGAGGAGGCUGGUGCGGGAGAGCAGGAGCUUCUGCAGCCUCGGCAGCAGGCACGGCGGCGCCAUGGCCGCCGCCACCACCACCUUCCACUACGACGCCGCCAGCUACGCCAAGAACUUCGACGACGGCCGACGCGCCCACUACGCCGCCUCCGCCCAAGCGCCGCCGCCGGUCGCCGGAGCUAGCUAGCUAGAGGGUUUCUUGAUCUUUUCUUUUCCUUUUUUUGUUUCUUUUUUCCUUCUUUUUUAUUUGGUGGUUCGCUUGUAGCUAUUAAUUAGCUCUGUUCUUGAAAUGGUAGUUGAAGUGUUGAUUUUCGUGGAUGACUUCACCAGAAUCUUUGCAGGUACAGAGGAGAUAUAUGGAUUCUCCUUGAUUUGUUGCUA